CCUUCAAAACGAAGCGAACCCAGCCCGUUGUCGCGCAUAGUUCUUCCUAAUAACCCUAAAAACCUUGUCCUUCCUAUCACUUCGGCGGCGGCGGCGGCGGCGGCCGAGCCGAUCGGGUUUUGGGCCGGGUUACGCUACCACCGUGUAACAGCGUCCACGGCUAUCCAUAGACCUGUUCGCCGUCGAAACAAUGAUAUCGCGGGCGUUUUCUCAGGUGCUGGGUAAGGGGUACAAAUCCCCGCUAGAUCUGUUCGUCCAUGCAUCUGCCGUUGUUGGCUUCGGUUCCAACAUGCCACGGCAUCUUCACCACCUCCUUCGUCAACCAGAUCCAGCUGACGGUUUCCCCCAAAAACAGCACCCGGCGCAAAUUAACAACAGGGGAGCUCCUCCUACCUGUACCUUCGAAUCAAACUGGAGCUUGCAGCAUAGUUUUUCAACUGUGAAGAAUUCAGAUGACACUCCUCUUGACUCUAUAAGAGCCACUGCUGGUCGGAGCUUAAUCCGAAGGUUUGCAUCACUAAAGAGUGUUGGGGAGUGUGUCAACGAUUCAGAGCUCCUGCUGCUGUUGAAGAAAAAAACUGUUCCCAUUUGUUAUGUUUGGUGUGACCCUUCCCCUUGGAUGCAUAUAACCCAGGGGUUCACGAUGUCAAUCAAUGUUAAUAAGAUGAUUAGAGCUGGCUUCAAAGUUAAAGUAUUGAUGGCAGAUUGGUUUGCUCGGAUGGACCCUAUGAUUGGUGGCAAUCUAUGUAAAAUGCAGACUAUUGCCAUGUAUAACAUUGAGAUGUGGAAAGCAACUGGCAUGGAUGUUGACGGAGUAGAGUUUGUGAUGUUGUCUGACGAAAUAAGUUGCCGUGCAGACGAAUACUGGCCUCUUGCCAAGAAAAUUGCAUCCGUGAGUGAACUGAAAGAUAUAACAAGGUGUUUCAGUUUUAAUAAUUUACAGAAGGAUACAAGGGCUUGUGGGAGUAUAGAUCCAUAUACAACUAGAGAAUUUACUCCUGCUGAGACACUGCAUGCUUGCUUGCAGUGUGCUAGUAUAUUACUUCAGGAGGUGGACAUCUGGCUGUUGAACAUGGAUCAGCGUGGGGUUGACAUGUUAGCUGGAGAAUACUGCAAGAAUACAGGACGGAAAAAUAAACCACUUGCUUUGUUCCAAGAUAUGGUACCAGGUUUGUUACAAAACACAGAAUGGAACCAUAUGGGGGAUCUAGGAUGGGCCAUCUUCAUGGACGAUGAUGAGGAAGUUGUCAGUAGGAAAAUAGAAAAAGCUUUCUGCCCCCCAAAAUUAGUAGAAGGCAAUCCUUGUUUGGAGUACGUAAAGUAUGCAAUCAUACCUUGCUUAGGGAAGUUCGAGGUUGUCCUGAAGGAAGCGAAUGGUGGUAACAAGAUGUUCUUGAGCAUGGAAGAGCUUACUGCUGAUUAUUCCAGUGGUUCUAUUCAUCCUGCUGGCCUGAAACAGGCCCUUGCGAAGGCAAUAAACACAAUAUUGCAGCCUGUGCGUGAUCACUUCAGAAGCAGCAGCGCUGGAAAACUAAGGAAAGCUAUGGAGGAUUACUACAUUAUUGACAGAGCAUGAGGACCACUACUGUCAUAAAAAUCCAAGAAUCGAAGUGUUAUUAGUGGCCAAUUAUGAGGCAGGUGGUAGCCUUGUUUUGACCAUCUAUGGCUACGAAGGACUACUAGGUUGCAGGAGAGGGAGGUAUCCUUCCGAAAUUCAGUAUUGUGUAGAGUCUUGGGUGAAGUAAGAUUAAUAGAAUGUGUUUGGUUUACUAGUAGGUCACAGUAUCGAGGUUGUUAUUUCUGCAUUAUGGCAAAAGUUUGGGUCUGAACAAAGAUUUGUCAUGUUGGUUGCCCGUCUUAUGUAAUGUUGCACGCUGAUAUUGUGUUUGUGAA
This is a messenger RNA of Lolium perenne, 1893 nucleotides long. Its product is annotated as tyrosine--tRNA ligase 1, cytoplasmic. NCBI's taxonomy places the organism in Eukaryota, Viridiplantae, Streptophyta, Magnoliopsida, Poales, Poaceae. Gene Ontology annotation, molecular function: tyrosine-tRNA ligase activity; ATP binding. Gene Ontology annotation, biological process: tyrosyl-tRNA aminoacylation. Gene Ontology annotation, cellular component: cytoplasm. The record is from RefSeq and is a predicted model, not a curated record.